AUGCCGCCCUCCAUCUCAGCCUUCCAGGCUGCGUAUAUUGGCAUCGAGGUGCUCAUCGCCCUGGUCUCUAUACCUGGCAACGUGCUGGUGAUCUGGGCGGUGAAGGUGAAUCAGGCCUUGCGGGAUGCCACCUUCUGCUUCAUCGCGUCACUGGCUGUGGCUGAUGUGGCGGUGGGCGCGCUGGUCAUCCCGCUCGCCAUCCUCAUCAACAUUGGGCCGCGGACCUACUUCCACACCUGCCUCAAGGUCGCCUGCCCUGUCCUCAUCCUCACUCAGAGCUCCAUCCUGGCCCUGCUGGCAAUUGCUGUUGACCGCUACCUCCGUGUCAAGAUCCCACUGAGGUACAAGACAGUGGUGACUCCUCGAAGGGCUGUGGUGGCCAUCGCUGGCUGCUGGGUUCUCUCCUUUGUGGUGGGCCUGACGCCCAUGUUCGGCUGGAACAACCUGAGAGCCGUCGAGCGGGACUGGCUGGCCAACGGCAGCGUGGGCGAGCCUGUGAUUGAGUGCCAGUUCGAGAAGGUCAUCAGCAUGGAAUACAUGGUCUACUUCAACUUCUUCGUGUGGGUGCUGCCCCCGCUGCUGCUCAUGGUCCUCAUCUACGUGGAGGUCUUCUAUCUGAUCCGCAAGCAGCUCAACAAGAAGGUGUCGGCCUCCUCCGGAGACCCGCAGAAGUACUACGGGAAGGAGCUGAAGAUCGCCAAGUCGCUGGCCCUCAUCCUCUUCCUCUUCGCCCUUAGCUGGCUGCCCUUGCACAUCCUCAACUGCGUCACCCUCUUCUGCCCUUCCUGCCACAUGCCCAGGAUCCUCAUAUACAUCGCCAUCUUCCUCUCGCAUGGCAACUCGGCCAUGAACCCCAUCGUCUACGCCUUCCGCAUCCAGAAGUUUCGAGUGACCUUUCUUAAGAUCUGGAAUGACCACUUCCGCUGCCAGCCUGCACCCCCCGUUGAUGAGGAUCCCCCAGCAGAGAGGCCCGAUGACUAG
Molecule: messenger RNA, 981 nt
Organism: Budorcas taxicolor (takin)
Lineage: Eukaryota; Metazoa; Chordata; Mammalia; Artiodactyla; Bovidae
Gene: ADORA1
Product: adenosine A1 receptor
Exons: 2
Coding region: 1-981 (326 amino acids)
Biological process (GO): G protein-coupled adenosine receptor signaling pathway
Cellular component (GO): membrane; synapse; dendrite
Molecular function (GO): G protein-coupled adenosine receptor activity
Source: RefSeq, a predicted model, not a curated record